Molecule: messenger RNA, 1957 nt
Organism: Lactuca virosa
Lineage: Eukaryota; Viridiplantae; Streptophyta; Magnoliopsida; Asterales; Asteraceae
Source: the annotation of a GenBank genome assembly
AUGCUUACUUGUUCCCCACAACCACACACCCAUGACUUAAUUUCAGAAAAUUUAUUACAAAUAUUUGAAGAAAUGUCGACUUACAUACCAAGUUCAGAAAAUGCAAGAGAUUCCGCUCCAAUGCUCUACUUAAGAGAGCCUCUACAAGAUUCUUACUCAUCGGAAUCACCAAUUCUAGCCGGAAAUGUCAUGAUGUACAUGAACUUUUCAUCAGCUUCCACCGGAGGCGGAGAGUUUUCCGGUACUCUGGCCGGACCUUCCCAGCAGCCCAACAGCUGUACCGACAUUCCUAACAUCGGAGUCCAUGAUUCCAAUGUUGUCUCACAUCAAGAAUUCCUCUCAAGCAUGGGGGGAUCAUGGAGAGACGGUAGGAAUCACGAAAUGAUGUUAAUGGAUCAAAUGGGUAGUCGAAACUUGCAACAAGGGCAGGGACAGGGACAGGGACUAUCACUUACUCUCGGUUCGCAUAUUCAACCGACCGGAAUCCAAUUCCAUUCCGGUGAUUACAGGAACCCAAACAUAUUCUUCCGGCCGGAAUCCAGUUCCGUAAUAACUGGUUUUCACGGAAACAAUUUAGAUUCGAUCAAAACAGACGUUUCUCCGUAUGGAAUCGGAAAUGUUUCGAGGGGAAUCACCGAUUCCAAGUACCUAAAAUGCGCACAAGAAUUGCUCAAUGAAAUCGUUAACGUCGGAAAAGCUCUAAAACAACAAAACUCACGAAAGGAAUCCACCGAUGACUCGAAAGGAAUCGAUGAUGAAUCGAAGAACAUUAUUUCUCCAAAUCAAGAAUUAAACGAACUCUCAGCUAAUGAAAAACAAGAUUUGCAAAAUAAAACAACAAAAUUAAUCUCGAUGUUGGAUGAGGUUGAUAGAAGGUACAAGCAAUACUAUCAUCAAAUGCAGAUCGUUGUAUCUGCAUUUGAUGUGAUUGCUGGAUGUGGGGCCGCCAGGCCCUACACAUCACUUGCUUUGCAGACAAUUUCGUGCCAUUUUCGUUGUUUGAGGGACGUGAUAAAUAACCAAAUAAAAGCGGCUCAAAGAAGCCUCGGGGAGACUGAGUCCGUCGGAAACGGGAAAGGAAUUGGGAUUUCCAGACUUCGGUUUGUGGAUCAACAACUUAGGCAACAACGAGCUCUUCAACAGCUUGGAAUGAUACAACAACAUACUUGGAGACCACAACGAGGCCUUCCGGAAACUUCUGUGUCGGUUCUUCGUGCUUGGUUGUUUGAGCAUUUUCUUCAUCCGUAUCCUAAAGAUUCAGACAAAAUCAUGCUAGCAAGACAGACAGGUUUGACUAGAAGUCAGGUUUCAAACUGGUUUAUAAAUGCGAGAGUUCGUCUAUGGAAGCCGAUGGUGGAGGAAAUGUACAAAGAGGAAGCUGGAGAAGCCGGAAUGGAAUCAAACUCAUCAUCGGAAAUCGCACCCAAAAAUGCAAAAAGAGAUCGGAAUCCUUCCGAUGAUCAAGGAGAAACCGCAGCCUCCAAAUUAACAAAUCAAGCUCAUGACAUUGACAUGGUGGGAACAAGCAAUGAAUCAAAUUUCCAAAACAUGAUGGUUAACAGAGGUGAACACGGGCGGCUCAUGGCGGCGGCGUAUCAGAUUCCGGGAAGGUUUGGAAACGGAAAUGUAGGUGGUGGUGGUGGUGGUGUUGGUGUGGGUGGGGUGUCGCUCACAUUAGGGUUACAACACUGUGAAGAUGGUAGCUUACAACCAAUGGCUUCCAACCAUCAUCAUAGUUUCGGUGGUGGUGGUGGUGGUGGUGGUGGUGUGUAUGAUGCUGGCGGUGGUUCAUCGGUGGGGCCAGAGACGGUUGACUUUGACUGUGUGGAUUCAGGUAACCAACAACAAAGAUUUGGAUCGUCUCACUUGUUACAUGAUUUUGUAGCAUGAGAGUUAUUAAAAAAAAAAAUCUUCAUCUGUUAUGAAACAGGAACUAUAUACAUGUAUAAUUGUAAAG